Molecule: messenger RNA, 1803 nt
Organism: Ictalurus furcatus (blue catfish)
Lineage: Eukaryota; Metazoa; Chordata; Actinopteri; Siluriformes; Ictaluridae
Product: aldo-keto reductase family 1 member D1
Exons: 9
Coding region: 657-1628 (323 amino acids)
Biological process (GO): bile acid biosynthetic process
Cellular component (GO): cytosol
Molecular function (GO): Delta4-3-oxosteroid 5beta-reductase activity; aldose reductase (NADPH) activity
Source: RefSeq, a predicted model, not a curated record
AUUACCUACUAAUAUAUAUUUAUAUAAUUUUUAUAUCUAACUAUCAAUGCACCGUUAAACAAUUUCGAAAGUAUGACCAACGAUAAUAAAUGCAAUCUCUCAAGAUUUUGGUUAUUAGUGCUUUCUUCCUUGCUAAAAAACAAAACAAAACAAGAAAGCAGGGAUGAGUUUCAAAAGGGUCUUGACUGUCCACUAAAGUCCAUUAUAUUUGUACAUUAUCAGUAUGGCUUAUCUAAAGUCAUCUGUAUUCACUUUCCACAAUUUAUUGCACUGGAAAAGCAUUCACACCAUUAAUGUCUACGCUGAAUACCAAGCCAGUAGAUUAUGUUGUCUACUGGCUUGGUGAACUGAUCAAACACACUGUAGUAGACACAGUGGACUCUAUAUAUUUGAAAGAUUAUUUCCAAGAAAGAAGAUUUCCCAGAAUGGUCAUAUUAUAUGGGAGACAUUUUCCUGCAGUACACACCUCUGAACCAGGGUUCAACAACCAUGACCAAAUUUGGGAAUAACAGUAUUACUGAUUAACCUGUGAAGAUAUUGUGCAUGUGGAUUUCCUUGCAGAACUGGUUUGACUCUCCUUACAAAACCUAGCUCUUCGUUCUUUGAUUCACAAAUAGGGCAUUUGUAGUAACUACCUGAGUCAGGGGAAAAGAAACAUGGAGUUGACAGCUACAAGUCACUCUAUUACGAUGAAUAAUGGGUUGAAAAUCCCUCUUAUGGGUAUAGGGACCUAUGGAGACCCUCGGACGACUCCCAAAGGAACCGCAUAUAACGCGGUCAAACUUGCCAUCGAGGUUGGAUACAGGCACAUCGAUGGAGCUUUAGUGUAUUUCAAUGAGCAUGAAGUGGGCCAAGCCAUCCGGGACAAAAUUGCUGAUGGGACAGUGAAAAGAGAGGACAUUUUCUACUGUGGAAAGUUAUGGAACACAUUUCAUCCUCCUGAGCUUGUAAGACCAGCACUGGAGCGAACUCUCCAAGCUUUGCAGUUGGACUACGUGGAUCUCUACAUCAUCGAACUCCCAAUAGCUUUUAAGCCAGGCGAUACUUUCUAUCCAAAAGAUGAGAGUGGGAAGUCUAUUUACCAUCAGACAGACCUUUGUGCCACAUGGGAGGCGUUAGAGGCCUGUAAAGAUGCAGGGUUGGUAAAAUCUCUCGGCGUGUCUAACUUCAAUAAGCGGCAGCUGGAGCUGAUCCUGAAUAAGCCAGGUCUAAAGUACAAACCUGUGUCGAAUCAGAUUGAUUCAUUUCGCAGAAGCUUCUGCCGAACAAAUAAAGAAGGACGGACAGACAACCUGAAAAAAAUAAGGCGUCGGAGGCCAAAAAAAGAGUUUCGUGUGGUGAAUUUAAAGUGCCCCCCUUUGCUGGAGGAUGAGCUUCUGGUGUCCAUUGCUAAAAAGUAUAAAAAGAGGACAGCACAGGUUGUGCUUAGAUUCAAUGUGCAGCGAGGUGUGGUGGUCAUUCCCAAGAGCUUCAGCCCGAAUCGUAUCAAGGAGAACUUUGAGAUAUUUGACUUCUCUUUGACUGAUGAUGAAAUGAAAGCAAUUGAAGGGCUUAACAAGAACAUUCGCUUUGUGGAGCUUCUCAUGUGGAGUGAUCAUCCUGAAUAUCCAUUCCAUGAAGAAUAUUAAAGCAGUUUUAUAUAAGCAACAAAAUUAACAACAAUGCAUGAUAGAAAGGUGACAUUUUUUGUUGCAUUAUUAUCAGCAUGCUCCUUGUACAUUUCAGUGUAACCUUUUACUAUCACCUCAUAGAUUACGGUAACAUUUAAUACAAUUGAAUAAUUGCAAAUAAAUAAUUUCAUCA